AUGUAUAAUCCCUCCGUUAAUCCGAAUGAAACAAAUUACACACAUAACUCGGAAAUUCAUGAAAUUAAAUCUAACAUGGAGUGUUUUGCCAAUUCUGUCAACCGAAAAUUAGAGGUCAUUAGCAAUGAAAUAUCUAGCAUCAAAGAGUUUAAAGCUUACUCUAUACUGUCAUUAGAAGAAGUCGUUAGUGAUUUGAAAAAGGAAAAGCUGGUGCUGAGCAACAAGAAUGAUAAAUUAGAAAAAGAAAAUACAGAUUUAUGUGUAUCUUUGUCAGAGCUUCGAGCUAAGGUGAUAGACCUUCAAGAUGAAAAAGCAAGCCUACUAACCGCAAUGAAGUUAAUCCAACGGGAAGGAAAAGAUGAACUAGAAGAAAAUAAAAAAAGGAUUGAAGCCCUGGAAAACGAGAAUAAUAACCUAAGAGAUGAAAAGCUCGGAUUCACCAGAGUGAUGAAACGGAAAAAGAAAAUGGCUACCAUUUCUUCUCCUGAAGCUACUAGCUCAUUGAAAGUAAAGAAUCAGUUUGAAGUUUUAAGCUCUGAACAGGAGGACGAGGAAGAGAUUUACGAAACGAAGGCUAAAUCAUCGACUUUCUCACAGAAAGAAAUUGCGGUCAAUAACAAUAUAACCUCAAAAGAUCCGCGCUCCCAGAAUGAAAGUACUUCCUCUCAACCCGACUCAUUAUCAAAUAUUACCCCAACUCAUCAUACUACAGCCAAAAGUAACAGCGACAUCCCGAUCCUAAUUAUCGGCGAUUCUAUCAUCAAACAUAUUGAUCCUAAAAAGAUCUCCCGAAAGAAAACUAUUAAACGCACGUUUCCUGGCAAAACCGCAGAACAAAUAAAAAGUGGAAUCUAUGGAGGUUGA
Molecule: messenger RNA, 864 nt
Organism: Paramuricea clavata
Lineage: Eukaryota; Metazoa; Cnidaria; Anthozoa; Malacalcyonacea; Plexauridae
Source: the annotation of a GenBank genome assembly